CGCAUUGACAGCCGCUCCCACACUUCACCUCCUUUCAUCUUUCAGUCCCCGUCUUGACCCCUUGGCGUCAACGCUCGAAGAUGACCCCAACUUGACCAUGAUGGCGUACUGCAACUCUUCCGGCCCGUGGCUGACAUGACUGGCCUGUUUUGCUCGAGCCUGGCAGGACUUGGCCAACUCGAACCAUGGUGGAGCUCAAGGAACCCCGCCCACGACAGCGUAAAUUCGCACCUCGCUCUAGGCAAGGUUGCUUGACUUGCAGGACGAGGAGAAAGAGAUGCGAUGGGAACCGGCCGGAAUGUCAAGGCUGUACGCGCUUGAAUCUGAAGUGCCAAUGGCAAACCCAGCGUCAGAUCGUCCCUGACCCUGCCACGCCUUCUUCCCCGGCAUCAGCGGUUCUCAAUGUUACCAGUCCACUCCUCCCUUCUAUUUUCGCCCUAUCGAUCAAGUCUUGGGAAGAAAUCUCCGGUGAGAAUGCGGACGAGGCGAGAUAUCUGCUUCACUAUUAUCAGAAAGCCUUCGUCCCCAGCAUUUCCGUCGCAGACACGCCGUCGAGCUUUUACACGUCUCUUUAUAUGCCAAUGGCCCUCAAAUCCGAGAAGGGACUGCUGGAUGCCAUCGUAGCCCUGUCCUCUGGGCAGCUCGCUCGACGUUCCUCCGACCCGGACAGAGCACGCUACUUACUCGACGUUUCUACGCGCCAUCAGACGAGAAGUCACGCAUUCUUGAGGGAUCGGUUGUCGCCCUCUGGACAGCCCCUGACUGAUGCCUCGCAAGUCGUGGGUGUGAUACUCCUCCUGGUGGGCCUCGAGGCGCUCAACGGCAACAAAGGUACGAAAUGGCUCUCUCAGAUGGACUGCGCCCGUAAGAUUCUCAGCGAUCCACACACGCAAGAGCAAAUGAGCCCUUGGGAACUCGAUUCUUUGCGGCGCCACUUCACAUACUACGAUGUAAUGGCGUCUGUGAUGGCUCCUGUCUCCAAGUCAUACCGUUUCUCACCUGACCGACGGUACGCUAGACUCUAUCAGCCAGGAGAGGGCCUGACCAUCGAUCCACUAAUGGGCAUAUCGGAUCAGCUUUGCUCUCUGGUAUGUCGAAUCCAGUACAUGACGACAUCUACACCAGCCUUCCCGCAUCUAUGCAAGGCUGCAUUUGAAGCAAUCGAAAGGGACAUCAAGCAAUGGAAAUACGAGAACCCAUUGACUUCGCCUGAGCUCGACCUUCCGGUCGCCCUUGACCUUAUAGCGCUCGCAGAAGCUUACCGCCUUGCCGCACUCAUCCAGCUCUACCGAACCUCCACGUCGAGCAAGGAACUCAUAGCCGACUGCGCUUCUCGUGCAAUGCAGUUCAUAGCCAGGAUUCCCCCGGGGAGCCCGGCCGAGUCAAGCCUCCUGUAUCCUAUCCUACUAGCGGGUGCCGAACUUCGUACCGAAGCAGAGAUCUCAUUAUGCCGCGAGAGGUUGACGAUGAUUCAGCGGCGUAACCAUUACGAGAAUGUCGCCAAUCUUCGCGACCUAUUGCAAGAAGUGUGGAAACCCGUUCUUAACGGCGGCGAGAAACGGGACUGGGAAGAGAUUUUGAGAGAAUGGGAUUGGUCUUUCAGCUUGGCCUGAAUCGCAAGCAAACUCCCAGUGAGCAUACGGUGCUACACUCAUGGGUGUCAGACCGUAGGCCGACAGCAAGACGGUAAGCACCUCGCAGAUACUUGGCACCGAAUCGCAAAUCGACUGAGUUUGCCUGAAGCGGGAAAUUGCAUGCCUAUUCAUAUCAGCGACUUCAUGAAGAUGUGACUGGCUACCACCAUCGAGGCCGUUGUUGGAACCAGGGGGGUUCGGAGGAAGCGCACAUAUGCAGUUCCCGUGUGUUCAAAACUUACGAGCCAUAUAACAGCGCCACUAGGGAACCUGGUCAAAUUCGAGAUCACGUGACUAU
Molecule: messenger RNA, 1932 nt
Organism: Westerdykella ornata
Lineage: Eukaryota; Fungi; Ascomycota; Dothideomycetes; Pleosporales; Sporormiaceae
Exons: 2
Coding region: 186-1613 (475 amino acids)
Biological process (GO): positive regulation of transcription by RNA polymerase II
Cellular component (GO): nucleus
Molecular function (GO): zinc ion binding; transcription cis-regulatory region binding; DNA-binding transcription factor activity, RNA polymerase II-specific
Source: RefSeq, a predicted model, not a curated record